Molecule: messenger RNA, 2169 nt
Organism: Onychostoma macrolepis
Lineage: Eukaryota; Metazoa; Chordata; Actinopteri; Cypriniformes; Cyprinidae
Gene: slc25a6
Product: solute carrier family 25 member 6
Exons: 4
Coding region: 142-1038 (298 amino acids)
Biological process (GO): mitochondrial ADP transmembrane transport; mitochondrial ATP transmembrane transport
Cellular component (GO): mitochondrial inner membrane
Molecular function (GO): ATP:ADP antiporter activity
Source: RefSeq, a predicted model, not a curated record
GAGCAAAUAUCGCGAGAAACCCCGAGAGUUAGCGCAGUGUGUCCUUCGCAGCAUCUCCAUCACUCUCCGCUCUACCUUCUGCUUCUGCCAGCACGUUCAGUAUAUCGUGUUUAUAAUACACUAAGCUUAAGUAUUAUUAUCAUGGCUGAUGCUGCAAUUUCCUUUGCUAAAGACUUCUUGGCCGGUGGGGUCGCAGCGGCUAUUUCCAAAACUGCAGUCGCGCCGAUAGAGAGAGUCAAACUGCUGCUGCAGGUACAACAUGCCAGCAAGCAGAUCAGUGUAGACAAACAGUACAAAGGUAUUGUCGACUGUAUUGUGAGGAUUCCUAAGGAGCAAGGCUUUGUUUCCUUUUGGCGCGGCAACCUAGCCAACGUCAUUCGCUAUUUCCCCACACAAGCCCUCAACUUUGCCUUCAAGGACAAGUACAAACAAAUAUUCUUGGGUGGCGUUGAUAAGCACACGCAGUUCUGGCGAUACUUCGCCGGCAACCUGGCCUCCGGGGGAGCCGCAGGAGCCACUUCCCUCUGUUUCGUCUACCCCCUGGAUUUCGCUCGUACCCGCUUGGCUGCAGAUGUUGGCAAAGCUGGCAGCGGCAGAGAGUUCAAUGGGCUGGCUGACUGCCUGGUCAAAAUCUUUAGGUCAGACGGGUUGCGGGGUCUGUACCAGGGCUUCAACGUCUCUGUCCAGGGCAUCAUUAUUUACAGGGCCGCCUACUUCGGAGUCUAUGACACUGCUAAAGGCAUGCUUCCCGACCCUAAGAACACCCACAUUGUGGUCAGCUGGAUGAUUGCACAAACUGUGACAGCAGCGGCUGGCGUGGUGUCCUAUCCAUUUGACACUGUGCGGCGUCGCAUGAUGAUGCAGUCCGGGCGCAAAGGAGCGGAUAUUAUGUACACUGGAACCCUUGACUGCUGGAGAAAGAUCGCUCGUGAUGAGGGUGGAAAAGCUUUCUUCAAAGGGGCUCUGUCUAAUGUUUUCAGAGGAAUGGGGGGCGCUUUUGUGCUCGUGCUUUAUGAUGAAUUCAAGAAGCUUGUUUAAAAAAUAUGCCCUAAAAUAUGGUAGAAUAGCUUUUACCACACAGCUUUGUCAAGCUUUAACCAAACCCUCUCCACUCCGCACAGAUGUGGUCUUGGUUUAAUUGUGUUAGAUUCCAAAAGCAAUUAAUAAUGUUCUUUAAUUUUGUUUGUUGCUAUAUUUUUAUGUUUAGAAAAUGCUCUGUCCUGUAAUGAUAAAUAACCCAUAUUUUGUUAAAAGAAAGCAGUCAGAGAAAUAUUACAGAUAAAAUUCUAAAAUUGGUAAUAUAAGGGAAAAUUGUUGUAUAUUUAUGCUCAAAAGUAUUUAAAGAAUAUAUAUGAGUUUAUCGAUUAUAUCUAUAAUAUUGCUUCAUAACUCUGAGCCAUAGCCAUCAAUACCAUGCAAUACCACAAUACCUCCUCAAGAUGGCGUGACACAACAGCAUUUUGUCCUGCAUUCGUUAAGUACCAUGUUCUUGUAGUCGCUCAGCUCAGUUUUUCAGUUCUUCUAGCCAAGGUCUGUGGUAACAAGGGUAUACAAUAUCACUCUCAAGAAAAAAAUGUCAAGUUCAAACACACAGAAUAACGUUCCACACUUUAAACGUUUUCUCAAGUUGGGCUUGUAAAACCAACUGAGAGCUGGUGUCCGAUGGAAUCAAAGACGUAUUAAAUAUGACGCUUUAAUUCACAACAGAUUUGCCCUCUAUGUGUCUCAGCAGUGAAAGAGAGCCUAGAAAAGUGUUCCAGCAGAGAAUGUGUGGAGCCAGAGACAUGGCUUUCACAGUCAGACCUUAUGUGACACGAAAAGUAUAUUUCCAUGAUUUCUCUUUUUGGAAGUCCGCUUAAGUAUUUUCCAUCUUGGAUAAUGAGGGGAGUCAUAUUUUCACGGUCAUUUUCUUGUCAGUCUCAGUGUUUGGUUGCGUCAGGCUGAUCUUGAUGAAGUAGAUCCCGCUUUUAGAAGUAUAAAUGUGAGGGCAAGUAAGGAAGGGCAUUGUGAGUUCAGUAAUGACACUGAAACGUUAUACCAUUUUUAGCAUGUAGAGCUAUUGUAAUCUUAUUCCACACUAUAUGGAGAGAAAGGCUGUAAGACUACUUGCAGUGAUGUUUGAACACCAAGAAUGCUUGUAAAUUCAAUAAAAGUGGAUGGCCUACCCUA